This is a messenger RNA of Paramecium primaurelia, 5169 nucleotides long. The record is from the annotation of a GenBank genome assembly. Lineage: Eukaryota; Ciliophora; Oligohymenophorea; Peniculida; Parameciidae.
AUGUAAAUAACUCAAACUUAAUUAUUAGAAUGGGUAAAGGAUGGAAACAAAGUAACUUUGAAGAAACAUUUCGAGGAUGAGUUAAAGUUUUCUUAAAAUAAAUUAUCAGACUUCUUUACAAUGGUUGAUGAUUAAAAAAGAAAUGUUGUACAUUGGGCAGCUUAUUUGGGAUAAUAUAAAUUGUUAAAGUGGUGGUGUAAGAAAUACAAAUUGAUGAUAAACUUAAAUAAAGGUGAUAUGCAUUCUUACACUCCCUUAGAAUUAGCAAGCAUCAAAGGGUAUGUUAUAUAACAAUUUAUUCUAAAGGUAUUCUGGUGAAUAUAAUCCAGAAUAACAAGAAAAUACAAUAAAAUUAUUGCUAGAACAUGGUUCUUUAAUUCCAUAAUCAAAUACUUCCAAGCCAAAUCCUUUACAUUGGGCUUUUUAUUAUGGAAACAAAGAACUUGUAGAUUUUUUAAUUUCAAAGAAAUUUUAACUUUAAUUAGAAACAGAUUAAUAAGGCAAUUAUCCAAUAGAUUACUUGUUUCUAGAAAAUAGACCUGAUUAAUAUAAGUAUAAUUUUAUAUAUAAAUAAUAAGAAAAGAAGUUAGUGAUAUAUUUGAAAAUAUUGUCAUUAAUUAUGCUUAAGUAACAACUAAAUAAACUUUAAAUAGAAAACCAAAGAAAAAAAAGUUAAGAGUACCUAAAAAGAAAAAGAAUAGAUAAUUAAGAGAUGGAAAAUAACAUUAAGCUACAGUAGUAAUGAGUUAACUUCCAUUAAUUUAAACAUAAAUAAAAGAAGAUGAUUCAACACCAGAAUCUGAACCUUCUAAAAAUGGGAUACCAUAUUCUAAUAUAUCAAAUUAUCAUAAAAGUCAAACAUCAAACUCAUUUAUCUCUAAAAAUACUAUACCUAAAAGUAGUUAAAAUCAAACUCAGAGUUAAUAAAUAUUAAUUAAAUUUUAAUAAAGAAGUUGUUGCAAAAAAAUAUAAUCAAAAAAUUUAGAUGAAAUUGCUGAUGUUCCUCUUUAUGAUGAUUCUAGAAUUGAAAUGAAAGAACCUGAAGAAGAGAAAAUACCUGAAAUUAAAGUAUUUAAUUAAAAUCAAAGAAACUCCAAUUCAUGUAAACUUAUUACUGAAAAAAAUUAAGAAAAUCAAUUUAAAGCAGAUGAAUGCAAUAUAAUCAUAGCAGAACCUCCUGUUUUAUAAUUUAAUUCAGAAACUUCACCUCCAAAAAAUUUUGAUCAUAGAAGACGUCAUAAAAGUAAUAGAUUCAAAUCUUAAAAUGAAGAUUAUUUGGAAAAAAUUGAUUUAAAAGAAUAAGAAAAGUUUUAUAUUUAUCAUAGCAAAGCUUAUUUAACAAAAAAUGAAAUCUAUGAAUGUCGAUUAUAAUAUUGGUCUGCUAGACAAGGUAAUACAGAGUUUCUUAUAUAUUUCUUAAAAAGAAGAUGCAAUCCAUUUGUCAAUGUAUAUUAAGGUUUUAAUUGUCUACACAUUGCAGCUUUCAAAGGAAAACUUAAAAUAUUAAAAAUAAUUCUAGAAGCAGAUUAUGAAUAUUAUGAUUAUUCUGAAGAAAAUAAUCAAAAAUAUAAAAAAUAAAUAAAAGAUUAAAUAUUUGAUAAAGUAUAUAUUUUUAUUAUAUUAUAGAAAGAAUGUAUUAAUAUUUUGACAGAUUAAAAUCCAUCAAAUGCUUUACAUUUAGCUAUAGAAUAAGAAAAGUAUAAAUGCAUGAAAACCUUAAUCUUACAUGGAGUAUCUGUUGAUACAGUAAACAGUAGAUGUCUCAAACCUUUCGAAUUAACUUUCAAUCAAGAUAUUAUGGAGUAUUAUAAGGAAAAUAUUUAAAUUAAAUAAUAAAUGAGUAGUUUAACUGAAUUAGGAUAUUAAUAUGUAAUUUAAACUAAAGGCACUUUAAGUGUUGAAUAAGAUAUUGUAUAUCUAUAAUUACAAAAUAUAAGACAAACCUUUAAAGAUAGAGGAUGGAGUUUUGAAUUUAUGAUAUUUCAUGCUCCAAAUCUUGAUAAAUUAGAAAUGUACAAUGACAAUGCUUAAGCUAAAAAAGUUAAAUCUCUUUAUCAUUAUUAUGUAUUAAAAUUACCACCUGAUUCUAUUUAUAAAUUAGCAGAUUUAUAUUAGAUAUCAUGUUACAACUUUUAAACUAAAGUAAAUUAUAUCUUUUAUUUUAGUAUAUAUGUUAAUUUAAUUAUGAUAAUAGAGGUUUUUUUGAAUUUCCAAAAGACCUUCAAGUAUAAAUGUUAAUAUUAAAUACACUUAAUGAUGAAUUUGAUGUAGAUAAAUUUGUAUUAGAAAAAUUAAUAAUUUCCCAUUAUCCUUUAGAGGAUAUAUAAAAAUGUGAAAAGAUAACUUAAUUUUGGGAUGAAUAACAAAAUAAUUGUAUUCAAGAUUCGAUUCGAUAUGAAACACAAUAAAUUGCAUUAAGACCAUUGCAUGCUAUUGCCUCUUAUUUUGGCCCAGUUGUUGCAUGGUACAUAGCCUUAAAUGUACAAAUAAUAGGUUGGUUGAUGAUUCCAUCAGUGUUUGGAGCAGCUUUNAAAAAUUUUGAUCAUAGAAGACGUCAUAAAAGUAAUAGAUUCAAAUCUUAAAAUGAAGAUUAUUUGGAAAAAAUUGAUUUAAAAGAAUAAGAAAAGUUUUAUAUUUAUCAUAGCAAAGCUUAUUUAACAAAAAAUGAAAUCUAUGAAUGUCGAUUAUAAUAUUGGUCUGCUAGACAAGGUAAUACAGAGUUUCUUAUAUAUUUCUUAAAAAGAAGAUGCAAUCCAUUUGUCAAUGUAUAUUAAGGUUUUAAUUGUCUACACAUUGCAGCUUUCAAAGGAAAACUUAAAAUAUUAAAAAUAAUUCUAGAAGCAGAUUAUGAAUAUUAUGAUUAUUCUGAAGAAAAUAAUCAAAAAUAUAAAAAAUAAAUAAAAGAUUAAAUAUUUGAUAAAGUAUAUAUUUUUAUUAUAUUAUAGAAAGAAUGUAUUAAUAUUUUGACAGAUUAAAAUCCAUCAAAUGCUUUACAUUUAGCUAUAGAAUAAGAAAAGUAUAAAUGCAUGAAAACCUUAAUCUUACAUGGAGUAUCUGUUGAUACAGUAAACAGUAGAUGUCUCAAACCUUUCGAAUUAACUUUCAAUCAAGAUAUUAUGGAGUAUUAUAAGGAAAAUAUUUAAAUUAAAUAAUAAAUGAGUAGUUUAACUGAAUUAGGAUAUUAAUAUGUAAUUUAAACUAAAGGCACUUUAAGUGUUGAAUAAGAUAUUGUAUAUCUAUAAUUACAAAAUAUAAGACAAACCUUUAAAGAUAGAGGAUGGAGUUUUGAAUUUAUGAUAUUUCAUGCUCCAAAUCUUGAUAAAUUAGAAAUGUACAAUGACAAUGCUUAAGCUAAAAAAGUUAAAUCUCUUUAUCAUUAUUAUGUAUUAAAAUUACCACCUGAUUCUAUUUAUAAAUUAGCAGAUUUAUAUUAGAUAUCAUGUUACAACUUUUAAACUAAAGUAAAUUAUAUCUUUUAUUUUAGUAUAUAUGUUAAUUUAAUUAUGAUAAUAGAGGUUUUUUUGAAUUUCCAAAAGACCUUCAAGUAUAAAUGUUAAUAUUAAAUACACUUAAUGAUGAAUUUGAUGUAGAUAAAUUUGUAUUAGAAAAAUUAAUAAUUUCCCAUUAUCCUUUAGAGGAUAUAUAAAAAUGUGAAAAGAUAACUUAAUUUUGGGAUGAAUAACAAAAUAAUUGUAUUCAAGAUUCGAUUCGAUAUGAAACACAAUAAAUUGCAUUAAGACCAUUGCAUGCUAUUGCCUCUUAUUUUGGCCCAGUUGUUGCAUGGUACAUAGCCUUAAAUGUACAAAUAAUAGGUUGGUUGAUGAUUCCAUCAGUGUUUGGAGCAGCUUUAGGAAUUUAUAUCAUUAUAACAGAGGAAGUGAAGUAUGAAUAAUAAGGGAAUAUAUUAGUUCUUCAAUAGUUCCUUUUUACGCAUUAUUAAUGACACUUUGGUCUACAUUAUUUAUGGAGAAGUGGAAAAAUAGAGAAUCUGAAUUGAAAUUUUGUUGGGAUAUGCAUAAAUUUAGACAAACAUAACCUUAAAGAGUAAUGUAUACAGGUUAAUAUAUUAUAAAUGAGGCUACAAAUAAGAUUUAGAUAUAUGAUUAUUUUACUACUUUUAAGAGACGAUUAAUUGCAGAAGGACCUGUAAUUUUAAUAGGAAUAGCAAUUAUUGUAUUAAGUUUUUAUGCAUUUAAUCUUUGGUUAUAAGAAUGGAAAGAUAAUGCAAUAAUGCCAAUAGUGAUUAAUUCAUUAAAUGGAGUUUCGAUGACAGUGUUUUGUGAUUUAUAUAAAAGAUUGUGUACAUCUUUGGUAACAUGGGAAAAUCAUAUGUAUGAAUCAGAAUAGGAAUACUCAUACAUUUUGAAAGUAUUUUUAUUUGAAUUUCUAAUAUCAUAUGUAUCAGUAGUUUAUGUAGCAAUAUUUGAGAAUGAUGCUUCUUAAUUAAGUGUAUCAGUAGCUAGUAUAAUAAUAACUAGAGGAGUGAUAUCAAAUGUGAAGAGUAAUUUUUUACCUUACUUUUUGUUUAAAUAAGAGAAAAGAAUAUUGGAAGAAAAGUUUUAAGAAUUCAAAAGAAUAUUUACAUAGAAAUUAGAGGAAAAGAAAUAAGUUCCUAAUAUUUGUAAUUCCAAAUUCAGUAAUGAUAAAUUGAAUUCUGAAAUAUAAUUAUCAUUUCUUUAAGAAUUAGAAAUAGGUCGAAUUAAAUAACCAUAAAAAGUUCUUUAUGAUGAAUAUACAAGUAUUGCAAUCUAAUUUGGAUAUACAACUAUGUUUGCACCUACUUUUCCAGCUGCUCCUUUAUUUUUUAUGAUUAAUUGUUAUAUCAAUUUAAGAUGGUCAAUUUACAAUUAUUAACAUAUUUUGAAAAGAGAAAGAGCUUAAGCUGCAGAUUCAAUAGGAAUUUGGUUGUAAAUUUUUGAAAUAAUGAAUUAUUGUGCUACAUUUAUGAAUUGUAUAGUUAUAGGAACUGUUAAUAAGGAAUAAUUUAAGGGAAUUAUUGGAAAUCAAAAUGCUCUUGUUAGUGCAUUUUUCCUUGCUGCAAUAGAACAUAUAUUAUUACUUAUUAAAUAUAUUCUUGAUGUUUCAAUUCCUGACUGUCCUUAUUGGGUGGAAAAGGAACUUAGAAGGUAUGCAUAUUUAGAAGAAAAAUACUUGAAAAAUAACAAUUGA